Messenger RNA from Porites lobata, 44503 nucleotides. The record is from the annotation of a GenBank genome assembly. NCBI's taxonomy places the organism in Eukaryota, Metazoa, Cnidaria, Anthozoa, Scleractinia, Poritidae.
UGCCGGUGAGAAAUAGAAUAUGAAUGGAGUAGUCUAUCGCUGCGGUGCUGGCGAUAGAGAUAAACAUACGCCGAUCGUUGCCGAUUUGUGCUGUUUGACCAGUCAAAGAGAAUUUUAAAUCAUGGAAGACGAAACAUCCGUUCGAGUGGCUAUGAGGUGAGUGUCUUCGAGGCCGUCAAGCUAUGACAGAAAGGAUAAUUUCUCGCAAUCCACAGCUAGAAUAUUACUCGAUCAAACGAUAUAGACACCCUGCCAAGCACUCUGUAACGCGUUUUUUAUUUAUUUCGGGCUUUUGUUUCUCUCCUCUUGUAGGAUUCGUCCUCAAAGCGCUGCGGAGAGAAUCGACAUGUGCAGAGUUUGUACUUGCGUUACCCCUGGUCAUCCACAAGUCGUUCUUGGCAAAGACAAGGCCUUUACAUUCGAUCAUGUGUUCGAUAUUGAGACUAAACAAUUUAUGAUCUAUGAGCAGUGCCUCCGAGGACUGGUUGAGGGGUAAGUUAACUGUUUUCUGUCGGAACGUUUUAAUUGUUAAAGUCUAUGUUACGCUCCAACUGCGAUUUUUUUUUGCAUUUUAAACCUCUACACGGCAAUUCAGCGAUGAGCGCCAAAUUACCUUGUCAGCUGUACAUGUUCAAAAGUGUACUCUUCAAGAUUAUUGAAAAGAGUAUUCUUUUUUUACUGCAGAUGCCUUGAUGGUUACAAUGCCACAGUCCUAGCUUAUGGGCAGGUAAAUAUCACACUUUGGCGAGCAGGGUUUGUAAGUGACCUACCAAGCCUAUCGGGGUUGUAACUUUUGAGGUUCUUCACUAUGUACAACUUGCCAUGGUUCACCAAAUCUAUUUUCUUUUAAUUUUAAAUUAACGACAUCUCUUAAGUGUCCCGACUGUCAAGUUAGCAGAUCUCAAGCACUGUAUUGCUUCGGAGAUUUCUCUUGCUACACAAUACAUUGACCAUUCUCUGUUCGAGGACUUAUGUAAAUCUGCUUGCUAUUUAUUUUAAAAUUUGCGAGAUGAUCGUUGAAGAUUUACAACAUCUGAUUCCUUAAUCUACUGCUUAUCUAAAAGGGAUGUCGUGUGUUGUGUAAUGCAGUAAUCGAAAUGUAAUGUACAGUCUUCAUGCUAGUCAACAUGAACAUCCUCUCUCAGAGUUUGAAAAAUAUUCCCCUCCCAUUGAUAAAAGUAACGAUAAUUCAUUUGGUUCAAGUCAUAAUAAUUCACCCUAGAAAUAGAGAUUAAAUUAUAAAAGCGAGUAUCUUGUGAACCACAAAAAUUUAACCGAAAGAUAAAUUGAUCUCUGUAAACACAUAUAUAUAUCUAUGCCAACAUCUAGGAUAUUGUAUUGGCUUAUUUUUUGCUUAUACAAAAUGCAAAUUUUACUGAUAGCUGAUUCAAUGAUUAUUCUCUCCUUGAGAUAGUGCUCUUCAGUUCCUCUAGAUAAAGGAUGGUCCUCAGUUUUUUUGUUUAUGGUGAUGGAAAAUUUUGUUCAUUAUUCAUGCAUUGAUAAUUUAGAAUAUAAUAUGGUUUACAUUCUUUGAGCUGUUUUUGUAGAAUACUAGAGGUUUUUAUUCUGCAACAAUUGAGUUGGCUUCAAUAAGUGAGGCAAAAUGUUGUUUCAGAGCAAUGUAAACUGAAAACUACUCUGUUGGAGAAGUCUUUGAAUGAUAAGGUGCUUAAUUAAGCCAGUUCUUAGAAAUAUAUAGUCAUAAUUCACCUAUGUGGAAAGGAUCGUGAAGUUUAAAACUGUUUUCCAAGCACUUUGUGUCACUAAAAAAUUUACUGCUUUGAUGCUGUCGAUUCUUGUAUUCUCUUCAAUGUCUAAACUUCCUUUUCAGCUGUACUUUAGUGUGUGUAUACAUUUUUUAAGAUGAUUGUUUAUGAUGCUAUUUUUAGGCGGAAACAGGCAUAAAUUAGCAUAUACCAUUCUUACAAGAUUUGAAUUUUUUCUCUAAAACAAUUGGCAUUUACUGUUUACCAGUAACCUUUUUACACUCAGAGAACUAGGUAAAAAUUAUGCAAGCAUAUUAUUUUACUCUGUUGUAUAAUUGAGGUUUGUUCUAUAUCAUUAUUGCUUUUCCAAAGUUCAGUUGUCUAUAAGAUUCUAUACAGUAGUUUCAGUAAUAAAUUAUGUACUAUGCUCAAUAAAUACAGUAUAGAAAAAUGAAAAUCUGGUUUAUUAGCUGCUAAAUUAGAUAGUUGUCUUUAACCAAAUGAAUUAUUAUUUUUCCAAUUUUAAAGAUUCAGUAUGAACAUCUGUCAAUUUGUAAGGUCUUGAAUGUUGCUAUUGGUAUUAUUUAUAAUGUCGUCUUGAAUUUUGAUAUAAUUCAUGAAUAUUGCUUUGGGUUGUGGUGACAGAAAAUUGACUCCAGCAAACAAAUUAAUAUCAACAAAAUUAUUGGAUAACUUUUUAUUGAUAUUAAUAUUCUUAAUGUCUUGAAUUGCAUUGUUGUGUUUUCUUUUUUUCUAACCUAAUUUAAGGAAAAUAUCAGUGAACAUAAUUAAGUUCAAUUCCUGAUUAAGUUCAAUUCCUGAUUAUUUAUAUCAGACUCUUUUUAGAACCAAGAGCCAAGCUUUGAUGACUCAAAUCAUCUAGCCAUCUUUCUGUAAUUACAUAUAUUCUUCAAGUUUCAUUUCAUUUGUUGUUGCUCGCCUCUACAAGUAAUACAAUUUUUACAUUGUAUGUGAUAAAUAACACACAUAUAAGCUGAAAGAGGUAGCCAGAGCUUGUGGGCUUUUUGCAGAACAAAAGAGGAUUAAAAUGAGAAGAAAUUAUAGACUGGAACAUGUAAAAUAUUUGCUGCAACAUAUUUCAGCUAAAUCGCUUAGCUUUCAUCUGCUAGGUGAAAUAUCUUGUAGCAAAUAUUUGACACCUUCUCGUCUUCUAUCAUCUGCAGAUAAAAGCUAAGCGAUUUAGCUGAAAUUUCUCAUAAUAAAUAUUUUAUACGUUCCAGUCGAUGAUUUCUUCCCAUUAAUGCCAACAAAAUGUGAAAUGAAUAUGCUCUUUUUGUGCAUUUCCAAAUUACAAUACCAUUCUUAAUUUUCACUCUGUAAUAGUGCUGAUAUAUUAUUCACACGUAGAUAUUAACAUCCUUUUCUUGCAAUGAACCAAAACUUGAUUUUUAUUCGAUUAUGGAAAAUCAUGUAAAGAGUAAUAGGGCUCAAGGAUUGCCAUGUGCAGGCAAAAUGACUGACAUACUGCGAACAAAAAUUUUUAUAACUUGUAUGGGAAACAGCUCUAGUCAAACUGCAAACUAGGUGAAAGUCUUUAUAUGUGACCAGGAACCUCACUGUCACAGCCAUCCCAAAUUUUGGCAAGCCAUGAAGAUUGUACAUGGAGCCAUUUAUUAGUGUCUGAUAUUAAUAUUGUUGAGGACAAAUUUCUAGUGAACUUGUAUCUAUUUUCUGACAUCUUCAGAUCUUGUUGCUAUUAGGAGAUCAUUAAUGACAAUUGACAACUCAAUUUUUUACCGUCCCCGAUUUUGGCAGUAAUUGGUGGGUGAUUGAAACAGUACCAGUCCUCUAAUUGCUUGGAUCCAAUUUUCCCCAUCACAAAUCAAAUUGGCACCUUGGAAAGAUUAGCGCAAGAAAGAGAUUAUCUGGACAUAAUCAUCUGUUAAAUCUGGGAUGGUCAGAAAAUAAAGAAAUCCCUGACCAUCCUGGGCAUUUUUAUCGCUAAAAAACCAGGCAUUAGAAAUUCAAUUAAGAAUCAAUGAUUUUAUAUGUUUUAUAAUUUAUGUAUAUGUAUGUUCAUUUCAAUCUAACACAGACAGGAUCUGGAAAGACAUACACCAUGGGAACUGGUUUUGACAUUGCCAUCUCUCAAGAAGAGGAAGGAAUCAUUCCGCGUGCAGUGGCCCAUUUAUUUGAUGGAAUUACCAAAAGAAAACAGGAUGCCAAACAAAGAAAUGAGCCUUUACCGGAUUUUAAAGUGACUGUUCAGUUUAUGGAGGUAAUAAUCCUGCACGUUUUUGGACUUUGUUACUUUUUACCAUACAUUUUCUUAAAAGGGCAAAAAAUAAAAAUAUUAUUGUUUCAUUAGAAAAACAAUUUGACAAAAUCCAAUUUAACAUGCACAAAAAUAAAUGCUUAAAUAAUUGUGCAGUUUUGCAAAAUGUUUGGCAGCCCAGCAUGGAGUACAUGUAGCUACAGUAUUAGCCUAGAGACAGAAUUAACAAUUUUUAAUUUUGUUAACUCUGAUCCAAUAAGGAUUACAGAGAACCUUAAAGCAUGCAUUGCGCUGUGUUAAGUGAGUGCAAAGAGGACUCUUUGUCUUGCAGAUACACUGUAGUUGCUAGUGCAGGGCAUUCUUUUCUUUUGGUGACAAAAUUAAGAUACUGUCAACAGGAGUCCUGAAAAAUAUCGAUAAAUACAAAAAAGCUAAUCAAAAACUACAGUUAGGGGUUCACAAAACAACAAAAUAGUAUGGCUAAUUAAGAAAACUAGUGUUACUAAAAUUACCGGCUAAUAAUAAAUUAUUCUGUUGCAAAGAAACCCCAAUAUCUAAUUAGAGACUUUGUGAUUGGGAAGUACUCAAGCUUGUCUUACUCUGCAUUGUGUAUCAUAUUUUUGGCAACCUUUUUUGUCAGCACCCCUGGCCCCUGUGCUCUAUAAAGUAUUAGACCAAUACCCAGUUCUCUUGUAAAAUGGACCUGACCUACUCUCUACUAAGGAUGGCGGAAAAAAAAAACCACUGAUAUGAUAUAAAAUUGUUAAAAAAUAAGAUGGUGUUGUGUGAAAGAAGUGCAAAAGAUUUUUCUUUUAAAAAUUUUAAGUACAGUGCAUUUCAUCAUUUUUUUACUCUGUCAGAGGAGUAUAGGAACAGUAUAACAGGUUGAAGUGCUUAAUGUUCCUUUGAGUGCUUUGACUUAUCACUUUUUUUUCAAGAGCCCUUUUUGAAGUUAAGCCAUGUUUGUUUACUUUAAACAUAAGGAAACAAUUUAAAGUAUGUGAGAUGUUUUUGUGAGGUUGUGACCCCAACAAACCAUGUCUAAUUGCCCUUGAAACACUACUCAUCACAAUACUAUAAACAUGUACUAGCUAAGUGUCCCCCGCUGGUGGGACUAAAGUUUUUGUUGAGUUCAUCACAUUUAAAGCUUGAAUGGUAUGAUAAUGUUUGAAUCCAGAGUUUCUUAAACAACCAAAACAUUUUCUAGGCCAUUAUUGUAGUCAACAUUUCUAUUUAUAAUUUAUUUGGGUAGUCUGGAGUGCGAAAGUUAAGCUGGAAUGAUUAAAGUGAAUGAAUGUAUAUUGAGCUAAUUAGAAAAAUCACAAAGCCCAACGUUUUUAAAUUUGAUUGAAGUGGUUUUCUUUGUUCAAUAAAAGCCAUCAUAACAUCUUUUGUUGAGGGGCUAACAAAAACUUGAGCAAGCUUGCUGGGUCAGGGAUGACUUCUUUUAAAUUAAAUCAUUACAAAAUAACCUAUAACAAUUAUUAAUCUCCUCUGUGCAGAAAUGACUCGUAUUGAUGGAUACAAUAAUAGUUUUUCUAUCAUAUCAUGCUUUUUUAUCAUUCAUUGUCUUGUUUUGUGGUGCAUUUUUAAUACUUGCACAUUGUGUUCAGAAGAUGAAUAAAAUUUAUGCAUAAUAUUGCUUUGUUUUUGCUCAUAACACAUAUUUUCUUAUCUGCCCAAUUUAGCUUUACAAUGAAGAACUUAUGGAUUUGUUUGAUUUUGACAAUAACAAGGUAGGUCUUCCAUAUAAUUAUCUAGUGGUGAAACAUGAUGGAUAAUUAGUUCAACAUUUUAGUGUUAUUUUUGUUUGUCUCAUGAUCAAUUAUGAUUAAAAUCCUAAAACAAAAGAAAUAAAAGCUACAUUGAUUACUUAAAAAUUAUUAUUUUGAUAUUCAUAGGAUAUCAUUUUUUAAAUUAUCCACAUCAACCUGACAUGCAUUAACAUUGUUAUACUUUCAUAUUGUCAUCAGAGCUUUCUAUUACACUCUAUUGUAUUUGAGACUUUUGUCGAGUUAAUAAAUCUUUUAAAAAACUUGCCAUCAGCUUUACAGAGGUGUCUAUAGAAUUGAUAAAGACAUUAGUUUUCAGUUCUGUCCUGGAAUUAUUUUUAGUCAACGGUAAUUUUGGUGUUGUGAGAAAGAGUUUGAGGAAACUUGUGUUGGAGAAAGUGCAGAUCACAUGAUGUGACAUUUUGACUGCAGGAAGACUGACCAGUUUAUCAACUGAAUUUCUCUCUCUAAAUCCUUCUUUUUGUUUGUCAGUAAAAUGUUGAUCUAUAAAGCUCUUGAAUUCUGUUUUUUAACAUGAAAGUGUUACUUGUUUGUGAAUGAUUUUCUUGCACAGUGAAAUCUUUUAUUUAUGUAGACACUCAUGAUACCCAAUGCUAAGUGUCCAUUUAAAGGCCAAGGAAAAAUAUCUCAUAGAAAUAAAAUUUCUAGCUAGUGUGCAUGUGUAGUGCAUGAGAAUGUCUGCUUAAUCUUACUUUUGGUUUUGUAGGGCCGUAAAAGCAAUGUUAAAAUUCAUGAGGAUGCCAAUGGAAAUAUUUAUACCAUGGGUGUAACAAUGAAGCCAGUAAACUCAGCUCAAGAUGUAAGUAUUAUUGUGUUGGGUUUUAAAUCAAAAGGUUUGUGAAAUAAUAUGAAUCACUAAUACAUGUAGGCAUUCUCACUGCAGAGUAUUUUGUGGUUAACAUGGCUGGUUAUUUGUUUUAUUGUUAUAUUUGCAUUUCAUCACUGUCCGUAAGAGCACGGGUGUGGUGCUCAGAGUACAUUCAUUGGUGCCCCAGCCCACAUCCUUGCUUAUAAUAAAAUCCCUGAAUUUUGCAUUGAAACAAAGCAGGGAAUCAGGAGUUGGCAAGAAAGGCUCGCCGCUAUUGCCUACAAUGUGCUGUCAUUGCUAUCAGAACACCUAAACACUUGUUUAGCUGUAGGUGCAUAAUAAAGCAGCUUUCUUGGGAAUGAGUUCCCUAUUUUUAAACAUAGAUUGUAGACACUGAGCAUACAUUUGCAGCAGAAAUGUUUGAUGCAUUUUGUUCUUUAGUAAAUAAAUAUUUAGUUAAGAGUAUAAAUUGUCUAAAAAUUACCAGUUUCAAAUUUCUAACAGUAGAUUUCGCUCUUCCUGUUGUUGGAAGAUCAGAUUGGUGCAAUAAGUAAUAUUUUUCAUUUAUUUUUUUAAGACAAUUUUUACAGGUACAUGUAUGCAACUUAAUCUUGUACUUGUUACAGGUUAAAUCUGAUUUUAGAGGUUAAAAUGUUUCAUCCCAGGUUGAUUUUCAUUUCCUUUGUCUCUUAGGGCUACACACAAAUGUAGGACACAAAACUGAAUUGAGAAUUAACCCAGGUUAAAUCAAAAUUAACCUGAAAUCAAGUUUAACCUGUAACAUAUACUCAUAGCCCUAUCAGAAGUUGGUAUAUGUUUGUUUUGUUUUGUUUUGUUUUUUCUCUUUGCAGACUUUAAAUUGCCUACAACAAGGAGCUCUUUCUCGAACUACUGCCAGUACUAACAUGAAUGCACAGUCUUCAAGAUCCCAUGCUAUAUUUACCAUUCAUGUCAAGCAGCAGCGUGUUGUUAAGGUAUAAUGUAACAAGCUCUUUAAUAUGUAUAAAAUUUUUUUUACAAUCUGAUGCAAAAAAUAAUAACAAAAUUGAUGUACUGGAUAAUGUUAAUUCCUUGCUCUGGCUGCUAAAGUUUAAGGGCUGGUUAUUUAAAGGAAGUUUAACUUAGACCGCCAUUUAAGAAGUCUUUGGACCUCCGGAUCUCUUCCAUACUGGGUUAAUUUAAGAAGGUAAAUCCUUUUUUAGUCUAUGCUAUAUGCUCUAAUGAAUUUGUUCACGGCAAAUGCUGUUUGGAUUAAAGUGUUAGACAAACUGAAAAUGACUUAAAACGAGGUUUUGCUAAACCCUGGUCAAACUCCGUUUAAAUAACUGGCCCUAAGUAGUUUGAACAAAAUAAUUAUGUUAAUUUAUCUUGAACUUAAUUGCCCUCGCGGAAAAUGUAACAAUUUACGUAUUGGUAUUCUACAGUUGUACAUUGUACAUAAUAAUGUGGUAAGGUUGUUUUGCAACAUAUAAUGUGGGAUGUUUUAAAAUGAAUUGUAUGAUAUUAAGAAAUAAUUAUUGUGCUUGGAUACUGCUCUUAAAAGACAAGUGGUAACACUUACAUGUAACACUUAAGGACUGACAAAUCUCUACUCCUGAGUGGGUUUAAAGUCAAAAUUAAUAAGACAAUUCUAAGUGCACACAAGAAAUGUUUUUUUGACUUUUCAUAACAUGAGGUGUUUAUUAUACAACUGCAUAAGGUCACUAAUUAUGCUCUUUUUAGAGGGAGAUUUUGCUUGUUAUAUUGAUGUCUGUAACAUAACACUGCACCUUACGCAAGAGUACUUUUUUCCCUGGUGCUGACCCCUCUGAUUGUAAAAUGUAAGGAAAGUUGUUUCUCUGUAUAGAUUUGUGAUGAUAAUGAUGAAAAGCCUUCAUCAGACAACAUUAAUAACUAUGAGUAUGAGAUGCUUACAGCCAAGUUCAACUUUGUGGAUCUGGCUGGUUCAGAGAGACUUAAACGAACUGGUGCAACUGGGGACCGUGCCAAAGAAGGAAUUUCAAUUAAUUGUGGUUUGGUGAGAUAUUUUCAGUUUUGAUGUUUAAUCUAAAACUUAUAGGUAAUAAUUAUAUUUUCUAGAAUAACUCCAUGAUUUCAGUAAACUAUCAGUAUUAAUCAGUGUAAUUAGUUUAUAAAAGAAACUAUAGGGAUAAUGUUUUCUGCAGGACUCAGGGUUAAAUCAUGUGUAAAAAUCUAUUAUUGGUUUUACACUUGAUAGAUAGUGUGUUAUUGAAUUUUAUCCCAAGAAUUGCCACUUUGUUUAUGUGCUACUGCACAAUGUGAAUCCUAUGGCAUGCUACAGGAUUCUUGUAGUGCCAGAAACUGAGAUGACAGGUAACGUGAUGUGACUAGUAACCCACAUUUUAAUGGCACUGUCAUGGAUCUAGCUAAGGAAAACUUCAGCAGGCUUUGUUUUAGUCAAGGCAGCUUUUUGACUUGAUUGUACUGACAAAAUUCCUCCAUGUCUCUCUUAUAAUUCCAGAGCUGGUUGUAAGGUCUUUUUCAACCACUGAAAUUAACUGGCAGCUUGCUCUUAGCGACAUCCCUGCACUGUCUCUUUCCUAAACAUUUUUAGCAAUAACUUGGCAUACAUUUUAAGAUCCUUCAACUUUCACUCAAAUGAACCCUUUCUUGCUUUCUCAAAAUAGCCGUAAAUGACACAGACAUUGAGAAACAACAAAUUGUUAUGAAAAUUUGUAGAGAAAUUUUUAUCAAAUAUACAAAUGUAUAAACAAACUUAUUAUGAAUUAUGUUGAGAAGAUGAAGUCAGUGUCCUAAUUUCCAUCAUUUUUCCUCCACCUUCAAUUAUUUUUAGCUGGCUCUUGGUAACGUAAUCAGUGCUUUAGGAGAUGCAACAAAGAGGGGAAGCCAUGUACCAUACAGGGAUUCCAAACUCACAAGAUUACUGCAAGACUCUCUUGGAGGCAAUAGGUGGGAAAAACGUUAAUACUUCUAUAACCACAGAGAGCUGGAAACUUUGACUUAGUUUAUAUCCCUUUCACUUUUUAUGUUGUAAGUUAGCUGCCAGAAGAAUAUUAUUUUGAUUUUACCUUCCUACUCAUUGUUCACCUUUCUCUACAUGAUUCUGGUGCUGCCCUACCUUCCAAAACACACUUUUAGAAAAAAAAGGUACAAUGUAUUAUUUUGCAAUCUUCAAAGCCAGGAUACUUAAGCUGACAUAGACAGCGCUAUUAAUGAGUAAGGGUCACAUUGAUUUGUUUGACUUUAAUUCUUAUAAUUUUCAUUUUUUUUAUUUAUUCAGUUAUAUAUUUUUUCUUAUUAUUAUUCUAGCUAUUUUAUUUCUAUAUUCCUUACACGUUUGUAAAAUAUCUUAUGUAAGUGCAUGAGUCUCAGGGGAAAAAAAAAAUUUUGAAAGUUAUCAUCAGUAUGUGCAUGUAACAUCCUCUCACAGCCUGCCUCAAAUAGUAUUAUGUAUCCAGUGUGAAUGUGCAGAGUGAUUUUACUUAACCCAGGAGAUAGCUAGUAGAAUAACUAUGCACUAUUAGGCACUAAUUCUGUUGUCUUCUUUUGUUUAUUUGUAGCUAUUUUGCACUAGUAAUUAUUAACUGUUUCAUGGGUCAAGUAAAAUCGCUCUAAUGUAUUUCCUUGGCAAUCAAUAAAUAUAAAAUUAUUGUUGUUUGCCUAUUUGGCUAUCCUAAGUAUUACAUGCAGAUUUUAGGGUAUUUUCCUUUGAAUAUUAAUUUUUAACUACUAUUCCAAGUUGAAGUAGGAUUGUUAUGGGAAGUACGUCAGUAACUGUAGGGUUUGUUAUUAAUACAAUGUAUGUUACCUGUAGCCGAACUCUCAUGAUCGCUUGUGUUUCACCCUCUGAUCGAGACUUCAUGGAAACUCUGAACACGCUCAAGUAUGCCAACCGAGCGAGGAAUAUCAAAAACAAGGUGAAGUGCUCAAGUAAUAGGCUUGUACACUUGUCUUCAUGGGUUCUGAGAUCCAGUCAGAAUUGAUGGACUGUUAUAGUAUAAGACCAUUUCCUUCUGAAUUAUUUCUCAUCAACUGAAUUUCCUUAAAUAACCUUAUACUGUAUAUUUGUAUACCUUUGGACUUGCCUCCUUGUUUUGUCCAUAAUUAAAACCCUUUCUAUAUUAGUUUUGCUGGGGUAGAGCACUUAUUCACUUAUUCUUUGCUUCCUUUGUCAAAUAUUUCUCCCAAUUUGGAACUCCAUUUUCAGUAAAUUGCCAGUUGGUCUUUCAUUUGUACAUGUAUUGUGAAUAGAACUAUUAGAAAAUGAAAUUAAUGACAGUAUUCACAUGUGAAAUAGAAAUUAAUGACUGUUUUUAUUUCUUCACUUUCAGGUUGUUGUGAAUCAAGAUAAAACCAGCAAACAGAUGGCAGCGCUAAGACUUGAGAUUCAAAAGCUUACAAUGGAACUGUUGGAAUUUAAACAGGUAUUACUGUCUAGGUCUUGCCACUCCAUUACAAGAGCCAGUGGAACUAGUAAUCUGUAUGUUCUCCAGUAUUAUGCCUGUUCUACAGUGAAUAAACACAGUGUUUAUGACAGGGUUCGCAAAUACGCCAAAUUUGGCGUAUUUUACGCCAAAAUUGUUCAGAUGACUCCACUGAGGUUACGGAGGGAGUCACUUUGACUCCAAAAAUUUUCGGUAACAAACAGGGAGCCACUUCGAUUCCAGAAAUUUUCGGUAACAAACACAGUUUUAUCCUUACCUUUUUCGCAACAAAUACAAUUUACGUUAAUUGUAAACGUUGUAAACCUUAAUUAAAUCAUUGAAAUUAAAGAAUUAUACUCCACGACAAACAGGAAGAGGGUAAAUUACGAUCAAAGUUUACUCGAUGACCGCCAUCAUGGAUUUGAACUUUCCAGGUCAGCGGACCACCAAAGCUACUUCGUGUAUCCCUCACGAUAGUGUAUACAUGCCGGGACCACGUGCUGGAAAGUCUGAUACUUGACUCCAAAUAUUCCAAAAUGACUCCAAAAUUUGUGAAGCAGAAGUCACACUGACUCCACUCAUCAAUAAAAUUUGCUAACCCUGGUUUAUGUAUAAACUAUGAAAGUGGUACAGGUAUGAUAAAUUAUUAUUCAUUCAAAAUAUGAAUUCCGUUUCUGAUUGGCAAAAAUCCCACACAUAAUUCAUCAUAACCAGCUACUGUCGACCUAAUUUAUUUGGAAGAAUUUUGCAAUAUAUGAAGUGAUGAUGUCAAUCGUGCAGCAAAAUUGCCAGAUUUUUGAAAUGUUUACUGAGAAGACCUUGGGACUACGUAGAGUUGUUUUGGUAGUGAAUACAAAAAUAUGAUGGAACAUUUCACUUGUUUCACGAGGAAGAAGUAGGCGAACUAUUAGCUAAAAACAUAGCAAGAACAGCAAGAAGACAACCCAAUGGACAACAUCAUGCUAUUUGGAGAAUAUUUGCAGAACUGAACAACAAGUAGGAAUUAUUUUGAAUGAAUAAUGAAACAAUUAUUGAAUUUGUCUUUCAUAUCAUCUGAAGAAUUACAUGUAAGGAGAUCUCGGAUGCCGGGUCUAAAGUACAUGUCACAUUCCACAGGUCAAAAGUACAGGUCACUGCUCCAUCGAUGAAUUACUAAGCGACACAGAUUUCAAUCGAUCUAAUAGAGCAUUUUGUUGAGAGAUUAGGGUUGGGAGACACUUUAAAUGCUGUUCGUUUAUCUGUAUCAUGGUGACCUGUACCCUGACCUGUGGAAAAGUGACCCAUAUUUUUAGACCUGCCGAGUUUUUUGGUGACGCACGUCAACUGGAAGUGAGCCUUUUUCUCUUUUAAUAUGCCUUGAUUCUACCAAAUUUGUAUUGUUAAGUUCUUUACUCUUACAGAGACGAUUUACCUAAUAGUUGUUUUGUUUAAAUCAUGGCUGAAGAGUUAAAAAAGUCCACUUCUGGUUGACGUGCGUUGCUCAAAAACAUUGUUUCUUUAACUUCCUAUUGAGGUAGCGUAGUCUAUAUUGUGGCUAAUAAAUGACAGGAUAGCCUCACAGAAAAUAAUGUAACCUUAUUACAUACAAUUUCCAUUCUGUGUUUGACAGGGUAAAAGGGUAUCUGGUGUUGAUGGUGAUCAAGUCAGUGAUGUCUGUCAUGAAAAUGUUAUUCUAAAAACUGAGAAUGACAAGUAAGAAUUAUCUUUUUGUUUUAGAGUAGAAAAGUCUCUUGUAGUGGUAACUUGAGGCUCAUAACAUUGACAUAUGGCACAUAUUUUCUUGUUAUAGACUCAGAGUGCGUAUCAAAGCUUUGCAGCAAACAAUUGACACACAGUCUGUCAGAAUAACAGAACUGAUCUCUUCGCAGGUUCUUGCACAAGUGAAUGGUAUGGCAAUUAUUUUAAAGUGAAAUGCUUGCAAGUCUGUCUUGAAAUAAGUAAAGGAUACAAUGUAUUAUUUUGAGUUUGUGUUCAAAACAGCUUUGUUUUAUAAGACAUAGCUGAACCUGUUUAAUAUGAAAGCACCAAAGGGGUGGAGCCAAGGGGUGCUUCCCAUUCACCCAAAACGUCCGAUUUGAAUUCUGGGCAACUGCCAGUAAUAAAUGUAACAGCAUUUUCUAAAUUUUUUUAAAAAAGAGGACAACCUAGCCUGUUGACAGACCGUCUAUUUUCUCUUCAAAGUCCGUUGAGCAUGUGUGAUAAAAUAUAAACCGCGGGGGAUUUAUUGACUGCCAGCACAAGGGAGAAAAGAAAAGAAAGAUGAAACAACGCCUGUGUACAGGCUAAGGACAACCUCACAACUAGGUAUACCCAAAUUUUGGAAAUUUUUUUCCCGGAAUUUUUCUUUCCAUUCAAUUCUGCUCUGGUAUUUCUAUAAUUUUCGGUUGAAUGGUUGGUAUUUUGGAAAUUCAACAAUUUCCGGAAUUUCUGGAAACUUUUCCGGGAAAUUUCUGUACUGUUUGCCACUGUUUCCCAUUUUUUUAAUGUUUUGGUUGAAUGGAAAGCAUCCAAGUAUUCCCAUUACAAAGGUGUCUGUGCUAAUAGGGAUUGUAUGUUAGUUUGCUGUCUUUGGGUGUUGCUAGGUCAGCUGUAGAUAGAGGCAUUUGUAGAUAGAGGUUUGACUCGUCAGUUUUAUCACUCAUCAUACAGAAUAAUUUAUUACAGUCGUGGAAAUCUAGUUUGAGACACCAACAUGACUACCAUUGCAUUGUUUUGGGACGUCUAUAAUGCGAAUGUGACAUCAUGUGAGCAAGGGUGGCGCAGUGGUGAGAGCACUUGCCUCCCACCAAUGUAGCCUGGGUUCAAAUCCCAGCGUCAAUGCCAUAUGUGGGUUGAGUUUAAAUUUGUAGUUGGUUCUCUCCCUUGCUCCGAGAGGUUUUUUCCCUGGUACUAAGGUUUUCCCCUCUCCUCAAAAGACAACAUUUCCAAAUUCCAAUUUGACCAGGAAUCAGGUAGACAAAGAACCACUUAGUGGAUGUGCUACCUCUAAAACCGUUAUUUAUGUUAUUUAUUUAUUUAUUUAUAUGAAAACACUAUCCAGGUGACUAGGAUUGCCUCAGUGGAUCAACCUUUAUUGCAUCAAAUGAAUAUCAAUGACCUGAAUACAUUUUGAGACAUCUCCUGUAAUGAAGGCUAUCCGGAAAAUUAUGUAGAAACAAGGCUUUAUAACAGUGUCAUUUUGUGCACUAAAAUGUAAAUGUAAUUAAUCAUUGGGACACCUUGUAUGAGUUGUCUUAGGUAUACUUGUUAUCUACAUGUUCUGCUUUCUCUGAUCUCUAGGAGAGGAGGUCGAUGAUGGAGUUGAGACCCUCAUACAAAAAUAUUUAAAGGAAAUUGAGGAACUCAGGUAAGAAAUGUUUCCUUUAUAAAUAGCCAUCAUUUCAAAGUAUUUGAGGAAGUUCCAUUUGAUUGAGGGCCAUUUAGUUAUGGACAGAGAAGAUACCUUUGCUGUUUUGUAUGAAUCUGUUUAAGGCUUAGCCUGCGAACAGCAGACGCAUUUCCAGUCGUCGACCGGAAAUGCGUCUGCUGUUUGCAGGCUAUUGAAGGCUACAUCAAGAUUCGUCAUGUAUAAUCUGUUAAAUCUCCUUUACUCUUAACUGUCCUCAUUUUUCUGGGAACUGUCCACUAUCUGGGCCCCGUUGUUUGAAUGCCAAUUAGCGCUAACCCAGGGUUAAAUUUUAAUCCAAAUUUCUUUUUCUAUUGUUCAAAAGCAUUUUCUUGGAAUGGAUAAUCUUCUCUUACAAUUCUUUUUAGAGCAUCCGAUCAAUCACUUAAAGAAUCAAGUGCAAAUAGCUGACAUAAUCAACUACUGAAAUAUGACAAACACUUGGUUAUUAAGUUCCCAAUGCUCUUUCAUUACUCUUGUGCAGAAACACAUUGAGUCAAAAGUGCACUGCUCUUGUCCAUGGUGUGCACGUGUUUUCGUGAUUGAAGCUCUCUUUUGUAAGUGUUUUUGCAAUAAACUCUCUGGAAAAGUUCUUGAGAUUUUCAAUACCCGAGAAUAUCCAUUCCUUGAACUUUUGGCCUAAAAAGGUUACGGUCACUGUGCAUGGACAACAUCAUUAAAGAUAAUUUGUUUUGAUUUAUGAACAUUUUCUUCUCUCUACUUGUAUAACAAAGAAAAGAGAUCCCGAAUUUUGAUAUCAGGGAUUUAAGGCUAAAUUCUUGAUCUUAGGUCUUGAAAAUUCAAUAGUACCAAUCUGAGGGUCUUGUUCUCUCCUCUAGGAACAAGUUGACAGAAAGUGAAGCAAUGGCAAUGGCUAUCACAAGACAUGCAACACUGAAGUCCCGCAUGGCCUCUCCUUCUCAUCCUGAACCCACAACCAGCAUCCUGGAAGUGGCAAAAAUGGAUGUAGCGAAACAACGGCAGAAAGCACAGGUGGUGUUACGUAAUCCUUCUCUGUCCAAAGUCAAAUGUGUAAAGCCUGUUAAGCCUCGUGGAGGCAGCCUCCAUUCAACUAUGAAUGGAGUUAAACCUUCUGCUAACUUUACUAACACAGCACGACCUCAGACUAAGUCUUUUCUUCAGUCUAAUGGGGGUAAGGUUAAGGUUGUGACACCACGGCUUCCUUGGAAUACCGGGAAUGUUCAGUCCAAAACUGACUCUGGACUGUACUCUAGAACAGCACAGCGAGGUAGUGUUGCCUUGUCUAAGGAACCAUGUCCGAGACCUCGAAGACGUAGCAAUUACUUAACUCCGGCCGACCGUGACAACCCUGUCUAUGGCUCAGAAUCUAACUUCCGCAAUGCUGAUACUACUAAAGUAGUUCUUCGUAGACCGAAACAGAGAAAUGCUCAUUCUGAGGUAACUGCAGUAAAGCGAAGAUCGCGUAGUCUAGAAUCUCUGAUGGACGGCACCGAUGCCGUGGAAACUUAUCUUUCGCCGAUGCAGUGCUUUAAAUGCAGGAAAGAUUUGAGUCGCACUUUGGACUCGAGUACGUCAGAUAUUUUUUCUGAUGCCUAUAGCUCUGCCAGUGAUCUCAACUGCUCAUUACCUGAACUUCAUUGCGAUGAGAAUAAUAACGCAGUUUCUCAGGUAGCAAACAGGAACUUUUCGAUACCAAGAAAGGAAGUACUCAAAGCUGAGAAGUUAGUUCAUCACCCUCCCCCUAUUGACAUUGUAUCAGAUACUGAAUGCUACCAGUAUCACUUUGAAAGUGACAGCCAAGUGGAAAGUGAUUACGGUGCGGCAGUUGCCUCUGACAGUGAAGUCUACAGGUACAGAUCUAUACUAAAAGACAAAAGGAACCUACGCUUAGACUCCCCUGUUCCACAUUUACUGCGAGAACACAGAACAGACUCUACUGGCAGUAUACAAGAACGUAAGAUUCAACUUGAGCAAGAUCUAGACUCGCUCUUGGAUUCAAUGGCUUUUACGUUAGGAAAUUAUGAGCAUAAAUGUAACAGUGAACCUGUUUUAAAGAAUGGUGGCUCUGAUGAUUCUUUGUAUGCACCACCGGCCUUUUUCAGGCCAGUGUUUGAGGUCAAAAUUUGAAAGCCUUUACCCUCUUUAACAUCAACCAGUGAAAGGCGCAAAAUCUGCCUAUGGUAACUGUGGGAGCCACGGAAUAGAAAAGGAAGGAAUUUCCCUCAUGUUCUUUGUCUCAACUUCUUCAUCUUUCUUCUCAGCAUUGUACAGUUUAUAAAUUGUUAUUUAUUGUGGUCCCUCGAAAGAGAACAGCUCCAUAGACCUAAAUUUGGUGGAGUUCUUUCAGCAUGAUACUGCUCUUAAGUUCUUUUUGUGAGCUACAGAUUGAAGGAUACGGGGAAUAAUAGAACCAUCAAAGUUUAGUAAAAUUACAAGUCCGCUUACUCCAAUGCUGCCUUUCCAAAAUAAAUUUUACUAAAAUUUAAACUUACUAUAAACAACACCAGUCUUUUAAAUGCUGUUAGAAGUUUGGGAAGUUUUAAAUUCUUUUUUGAUAUUAUUUAUUUUGCAUUCUUUAAGUUGCACAGUAUACUACAUUUUUAUUUGGGAAACAUCCAUCCAUGUACACCGUUGAAUGAAUGAACAACUUUAUUGAUGAGUCAAUCUUCUAGCUGGCUAGUGCUAGUGGUGUUACCGAACAUUGAUUAAAUUGACAAGCUUCAAAUAUUUCAUCACAUAAAAGUAACAUCAAAAUUGCAUAUAAAACAAAUUGGUGGUUUCUAUCAUUGGCAUUUCUUUUUUUUAAUUUUAAAAUAGAAAACAACAUGAACUAAGAAAAGUCACUGUAGCUAAGCAAUAUUAAUAUACCUUAAAAAUGAAUUGAAUAAAAUUAAUGAACAAUUAUUUAAAUUCUUGGUUGUUGUAUCCUGUGAUCAGAAGCUUCAUUCUCGCGCAUGGCAGUUCACACCGCGAAAUUGUAACCUCUGCUCACAGGGUAUGGUUUUGAUAAGUUAUUUUGCAUUAUUUGAUUUCUGUCGAUAAUUUGUAAUAGAGUUAGAUUUAUUUAUUUUAAAAAUCAUCAAUGAUUAUUAACUGUAACCUUUAGAAAAACUAAAUUAUUGACAAUGUAUUUAAGUUGUUUAAAUUAUUUUAAAACAAUAUUUUAAUGUGAAACACAAAGAUAUAAAAAGGAUGAUACAACAUUUUGUGCUUGCAGUAUUGCAAUUUCUUUAAAUUUCACCUUCAUGUGUUGGCAAAUUAAUAAUAAUAUUUAUCCUGGUGGAAUUUUAGUUGAACCCUCAUAAUUUGGAUGGUAUUUUUUAUUUUGUAUGUCAUGUUCUCUGUUAAGGAAAAAACCUUUCAAUGGAUGUGGCAUAUUAAUUACGGAUAUUGUAUACAAAGAAAUGAACAUUGUUGAAUUAUUUUUGUGCGAACUACAGGUACAUGUACAUUUACCUGACUAGUGUACAGUAUAAAUUAAAAUUUGCAGGACGGCAAGAUAAAAAUAUUGGAUAAAUUUUAAUGCCUUAAGGAAUUUUAUUAAUUCUAGUAAUUAAUAGGCAGUAAAGAGUUACGAUCAUGAAAGUUCUUUUGAAGAUGGAAAAACGGAAUUUUUUGGCCUGUACAGGAAUUGUGAAAUAAUAGUGUGAACAAAAAUGUUUCAAUUUAAACUUCUAUUACUUAAAUAAAAUCUUAAAACGUUUCUGUAAUAACAACUUAUAAAACUGUGUAAUUGACUUUGAACUUGUUUCUUGUACACAGAUUUGUAGAGGACUGCGUAAAUUAAUUCCUAAAACUAAUAAUCAUAAGAUUCAUUCAUUCGAAAGUAAUUUUUUUGUAAUAAUAAAGAAGAUUAAAACUGAUGCUCUUGUGUACCCUUUCUUUAUGCUUGAGUGCCUUGGAUAUUCUUCAUUUUGUUGUUAUUUUCUUCAUUUUUGCACCUGCUUGGUCUUGUUUCUAUUCUCUAGUUUUGUUGCACAUCUCAGCCUUGUUAUUUUGCAUUUUGUUUGCUUUACAGUGUAGCUGCAUUUUAUUUCAUCUUUUUCUUGCAUUUAUUUGCUUCCUUGUUGUUUUGAGUGACUUGUAAUUUUUUUGUUGUGUUAAUUUAGUAUGUGCUCUAGCUAUAGUGAAAAUCUCUUCAAAUAUCCAUGUUGGCCCGAAGUGAUCCAGAGGUCUAUUGACAUCAAUGUCAUCUGCGAUCAUUUCUUUCUCAUUCAGCAGCCACCCUACCUCAAUCCUAUGAAUCUCUGAUAGUGAAAUACAAGUGCCCCGUCUUGUUACUUUUCAUAAUGCGGCAGCAGGAAGAAUUUGUAAGAGUUUAAGAUUGAAGGAUCAUUAAUUAUUUAAGUGUCGUGACAGUCUGAAUGACUCUCUCGAUGAAUAUUUGCAUUUACUACUCUUUGUCGGAGUUUUAAGAGCUAUUGGCCUAUCAAAUAGGCUAAUUGGUGGUUUUCCAUUGGAUGUGAGUUAUUUGGAACCUUGUCAACACAAAAUGGCAAAUUCUAAAUGGUUCUAACGAUCAAAGGAACUUUCCAGGUUCACGUUAUGAGCCUGUAAAGUCAAGUAGAAGAUUCGAGUUAGCUCCUGCUUGCAAAGAAAAGAGCUUUUAAAUGCAGUGACAAUGAAAAACUGUUACCUUCAGAUUGCAUUUCACAAAACCCAGAAAAAUUGGCGUUAAGAAUUCAAUUAGGAAUCUAAGAAGAUGACUUUCUGGAACCCUGUACUACUGCAAACACAAAGUUUGAAAAAUUGUUGUGGAACAAUAAGUUAACCACUUUUUUCAAAUUCUCAACUCCUUUUAUAACUAAAGCUUCAUAGUAAAAUACCGUAAAAGUAAAUUUCAAUGUUUGUGUUGUUUGUUUGAAUUCUGUUCCAAAUGUAUGAAAAUGAACUCGAAUUAUUAUGACGUUUGAAGCUUAAUUAAAAACCAGUAAAUGCAAAACGUAUUUUGCCAUCAGCACUGCUGUGUUGCUUGUUUUGAAACGCAUUCUUUAGUCCUUUCAUGAGCCCUCCACGCUUAUUGCAUUUCUCUCCUCUGGGAACUAAACUCUAUUUUCAUGUUCAUUCUUCGAGAAAAAAUUAAAUUCUCUUGUAUUGACCCCCAACAUGGCCGCCUUGUCACGUGGUUGCAAACAAAGAUAUAAGCUCAGGGCUUGUAAGCGGAAAUUACGGUAUUUGUGUUAUUUAACGCCAUUGUGUUGUAUGCCUACGCUUAUUUGCUGAUAUGCCCACGUUCCUGACAUUUUGUUUUUGUGAGUACCUUGUAUUGAGAAACCAGUGAAUUACUAGGACAGUUUUAAAAAUGCUUUGGCAAUUCACAGGCUUCUCUGCAUUACAUCUGAAAUUAUCUGUACCGAUCUGUUCUGUUUCCACGUUUGUAGGUCUUUGUGUCGGUCUGUCUGUCUGUCUUGCGGUGGUUUGUCUGUCUGUCUGUGUGUCAGUCGGUCUGUCUGUCUGUGUGUUAGUCGGUCUGUCUGUCUAUCUGCCUGUCUGUCUGCCUGUCUGUCUGUCUGUGGGUCGCUCGAUCUGUCUGUAUGAUAUAUUCGUGUUGCUCCGUCCGUCUGUCUUUUGCUAUUGCACAAAAUCAUACUUUCUCUACCUUGUGCAUCGUAACGCUCCCAACACACAUACGUUGCUUUUUGUGUCAUCUGAAUCAUCCAUUUGGCUGUGAAUCAAUUUAAAGCAACUCUGUUCUCUUGACUAUGAUAAAAAUUUGUCUCUCUCUAGUCCAUUCAGAAUCAUUCCUAACAUCCAACCAGUCUGUAUUAAUAUGUUAUUAAUUGUAAAUUAACCUUUAUGAUGCUUCGAUUUUAUCACUUCACGAGCCUCGGAACUCAAAUCACAGGUAGCAAGGCUGAGCUUCUACUCUUUCCCUGUCAUAUCUUCAGUCCAGUAUCUUCUUGGUAAGGUUUCUCUGUGCAUGAACUUGUGGGCGUAAUUAGUCUAUAAACACUAUGUAAUUUACGUUAUAUUUUAACGGUUGCAUUAUGUCUCUGCAACAAAUGAUUGUUACUAUAGUUAAUUUAAUAAUCAAGGUCGAUGGACAACGACACAUAAGCAGCUCUUUUAAGAAGCUAAAUCAAACUUUUCUGAAUUAUUGUGACUUUUGAUUUUAGUAAUAAAUUUUGUAAACUUUGAUUAUGUUACACCUUAACUGUAUAAAAUUCUGUGUUAAUUAUUUUUUUAAGUUUCGGCAUAGUUGCAGGCGGUUAAAAACAGUUUAAUGGUACCAGAGUGUUCGCAAUCCCCUAUUUAUCCGUAAGAUGGUAGAGAACGAGCGCUACAGGUGGCCAUCUCGACCGACUCGAGCUUGAAGAAGACUAUUCCAUCUACUAUAAACCCCGACGCACUCCGUCCGGGGAAAUUUGAAACCAAUAAUUACAAAAUGGCUGCCAGUGACGGUGAUUGCUCGAUCUCGACGAUCUUACUGAAAAAUAGGACGCUAUGAAGAGUCUAAAUGGUGCUUACAAUGAGUCAGUACAUAAAUGAAAUUGAAGGAUAAUGUUCCUUGUUGAUAUAAGUGAGAAAAAAAGAUGAAAAUCAAACAAUUUAAGAUUUUGAAGAUAAAACUAAAGAAUUGUCUCCUGUCUCUUAAAUGUCGCUUAAAAUAACUUAAAGGUUAACCUGACAGCGGGAGAAGAGAAGAUUGUACAUUCUUGAAUAUCUGGCGUUCUGUAUUCUUUUGUAGGAGGACUGAUGUCAAGGAGCAAUUUGUUAGUAGAAACAGCGUUUUCUUUGAGUGUGCAAUUUCUUUGUAUCAUCUCUUUAAAGCCUCUGUGUUUCCGGUUGUAUUAGGGGAGAUGAUGCGGGCGAGUGGUCAGAGUACUAGGCUUAAAAUAAAGGUGGAUACGAGUUUAACUCCUUGUCCAGUUUUUAAAGGCUGGGGCACACUUGGGACAUGUUUAAAAUGCCUGACAUUUAUGGUUCAGAUGUGUGCGUCAUGAAAGGUUUUUUUGCUUGAUUUUCACUACAAUUUUUUAACUUGUGAUUUAUUACUUUUUUUGUUUAUUAGAAGCUGAAUCAUAAUCAUGAAGGAAAAGAUCAGCCAUGGGGCGAGCAAAGCAGCGAGGAAAGCAGCACGGAGGAAGAUGAGGUAGGUUCCACUUUUUCUAUUUUAUCUUAAUUGUUGGGCGCUCACAAAUCUUUAGCUACCCAAGCUUCAAGUUUGUGCUCUCUUACACGCUUUGUUAGUUAAGUUUAUUGAAAUCGCCGUGGGUAAAUCUUUAAAACCUCACUUACCCACUCGACCCAUAAAAUGUUAGGAAGUUUAAGAUACCACGACGGUGAAAAGUGACUUAGCGUUCUUUGAAAUUUCAACGUGAUUUUCCCAACUCGCUCAUUUUGUGUAAUGUACGCAAACCCUCCUGGAUUUGAAUUCCCUAAGAAUCGUAUAAAGAGAGGAUAGAUUCAGCGUCGUUUGUUCGAGUUCCCGAUAAAAAGUGAAAAUAGGAAGUUUCACGCCGUAGUUCCAGAGGGACGCAAAGAAAUGUACCAAAAAGUGUGCUUCACGUGUAAAGUUGUUUGAUUCUAGUUGUUUCCAUUAGUGAUACAGAAAAUGUUUCUAACUUUGGAGGCAUCAUUUCGUGGAGCGAUUGACCGCUUAUGAAAUCCUUUAAGUCUGAUCAUCGAACAUUACUUCUGCGGCGGCAUUAAUUUUUGUAACCGUUCCCUGCUGAAGAUGGAGCUGCCGUCACGUGAUCAUCCGAGCCACAUCAAUGUCUAGCUGUUUUCAGGGCAAAAGCAGAACCUUUUUCUCAGCACUUUUUAGACCCUGAGUACUGGUCGGGUCCGCGAGAUUGAACCCUACUCUGUGGGCGCGAUCCAUUCAACCAAAAUUCCAACCGGUCCGACCGGGAAAAGUGGUCCACCUCAAAAGGUGCACCCGUUUUUCGAAACUUUCCCGGUUGGUCCGAACCGAUCCAUUGAAUUUUGGACCGAAAUUUCCGGAAAUUUUGGUUGAAUGGAUCGCGCCCCGUAUCUUAGCGUUCUACCGACUGAGCUAGUACUGCUGCGGUGUACCAUACAGGUGCUGGAAUUGUUAAUCAUUUGUCAUAUCAUAAAUUCAUUUCUUGUCCGGCAGGAAAACGAAGAAGGUAAUGAAGAGCAGGGAGAUGAUGGAGAUGACGAUGAUGACGACGAUGACUCAGACGAUGAUGAAGUGGCUUUAGGUAUGCAGGGAAGAUGAAGGGCAUUUGAUAAGAGCUUCAGUCGUCACUCCCGAUUUUUAACUCGUGGGUACGCGCGAGCGUACCACGAGUUAUUGCAGGGACUGAGAUAUGCAAAUGAGUCACUCACUCACUCGUAGUAGACGCACUUCGUAAUUAAUCGGGUCCGAACUCGAGAGCGCGAAGAUCUAUCGUUUCCAAAAAAGGACGCGCUCGCCGAAGUUCGGUAGCAUCAAAUUCCUCGCUGCGAGCGUGCAUCGUGCGCUACAGCACGGUUAGGAUAAAGGUCUUACCAAAUUUAAGACAGGCAGGAAUCUUUCAAAUUAGUACGAUUCAAAAGCCUUUGACCCAUCCAGGCGUUAAACUUGACAAGAAGAUGAGCAUUUGCUCUUCGACUCCUUCAACUUCGACGCUGGCUUGAUCUCCUACCUUGUAGCACUGUAGUAGGUUAUGUGUAUGAAUGAAUUUAUGGCGGUCACUAUAAAACACGGACUGCGGACUACGGACUGCGGACUGGGUAUAAAAUGCGGACUAUAAAAUACGGACUGGUGAAAUGUAUGGUAUUUUCUUCUUAAGGACUCCCCAAGAUCACGGGGGGAAAAUGGAUGAUAACAAUAACAGCGGAAAUCGAGAUAAGAAAACAUAAGCUAAUGUUUUGCGUCCUACUUCGCGGAGGAGUUGUGUCGGCUUUGUAUGAAAUGCGUUUACUUGUCAGUAGCCUGGCUUCAAUUAGCCUUACUUUCAUCCCAUUGCUUCGAGUCGUUUUUAUGGCUCGAUCGUUUGCCCCGGUCGUUUGCCGGCGGAAGUUUCAUGGAAAAGGCAUUAAAUUUGAGACUUUUCGCCAAAUCAUGUGACCAUCCUCAAUGGCGUAGUGGCUAUGUGAGGUCCGGUUAAUCCGAAGGUACCGGGUUCAAAUCCCGCUAAUGACCUUCUUUUUCCCUUCUUCCUUUUUUUUUCUUUUUUGUUUUGUCUUGUUUGCUUAUUUGUUUUGCUGUUUUUUUUGUUUUGUUUUUAAAUAUAUACUUAAAUAACUGUUACUAAAGUGCAAUAAACAGCAAGAAAAGUAUUGUGUUUCCAGAACAAAGAUAGUAUAUUUAUAAUAUGAAUUUCUAUCAUUUUCUAAAAUUCACUGUGGGAAAACCAGAGGUGAUAACUAAUUGAUUUUUUUUGUAAACAACGUACCCACGAGUUGACGAUAGUCUUUCUUUGAUUUACUUUCGUCUCCUAUUUAUCCUGGCACUUCCACUACGGUUCGAAUACCUGUUCACAGACACACUGCACAACUUUGGCAAAGUGUGAAACAGAACCUAUCUGAUAUGUGACUAGCCUGCGAAAAGCAGACGUUUCUCCUCGCUCAUCGCCGCUGGGGGACGUUUCGCGAAUUUCUGUCGCUGAGUCGCAGACGUUCCUUCUCGCGAAACGUCCCUUAGCGGCGACGAGCGAGGAGAAACGUUUGCCGUUCGCAGGCUAAUAUGUGACGCAACACUUUCGAGAUCGGCACGGCACAGCUUGACUCCGUCACAGAACUCGUGCCAAAAGCACAGUUUCUAUAUGUGAACAGAAGCACCAUCCGGUAUAUGGUUUUCAUGCCGUGUAAGAGUAUCCAAUGUGGUAUGAACAUGGCCGAAAGCUGCCUACAGACUCCACACCGCGCACUUAUGCACUUUUAUAUGAUUUAUAACAACAGAUAAUGGCCGUGACUUGUCAGGCGAUCUGGCUGAUCUGUCAACUGAGAUUUCCAUCAAAGAAAAGCUUAUUGAUGAGCUAGAGAGUAGCCAGAAGAAGCUACAAUCACUGAAGACACAGUAUGAGGAGAAACUGUCUCUUCUGCACAACAAGAUCAAAGAAACUGAAACGGAGAGAGAUCAGGUAAAUAAAGACUUGAAGACUAAAGAGUACGUUCCAUUGGGGUAAUCCGGAUCAAGAUCAAAGAUGCAAGAUCACUUGGGUCAAUUGAUGUAUCAUGAUCCAAGUGAUCUCGCAUCACUGAUCCUGACGCGGAUCAUCCCAAAGAAACGCAGCGUAAAAUCUCUUUCUAAACAGACAUGAUUUCGCCGCGGUUAACUCCACCUAGCUUUAUUCUCUUUUGUAAACUGGCGAGUUUACUCCCGGGUAUAAUUUAAUAUUAAGGUGGAGUUUUCAUGGUGUUACCCUGGGCACAGUUGUUCGAAGGCCGAUUAGCGCUUAACCCGGGUUUCUUUUCCUUGUGUUCAAAAGAAUUUUCUCGGAUAAUUUUCUCUGUUAUUUUUAGAGCUUCCAGUCAUCAACUUGUAGACAAAUAGAAUUAAAACUGAAAUGCUUUUGAAGCUUUCAAAUCUGAAUUCAAAUCUCGCACUAACCCUGGGUUAUCUUAACCCAGCGUUGAGAUAGUACGCGCGCUCUGAUUGGCCUAGAGGAGCGUUUGCAUGAGAGUAUGUAAACGUGGUUGUGGCGUCAAGGUGUUUUGCUUUUCGCGCGCAUAUCACAUAAGCACGACUUAGAAAAAGUUUACGAGUUCAAAACUCGACAAGUUUACUUUAUUUACCCAUUCCUUCGUCGGCUGAAACUUGGAAAAUCGUUACAAACAAGGUGUGUCAAUUUUUUUUCACUUAAGGUGACAUUUUAAGCGAAAAAAAUCCGUAUUUUGGAAAGCGACUUUUUGCAAAACAAGAACUGAUUACGCGUGCAAGACUUCGUGUACAAGACUGCGACUGGUAAAAAUUAAAAAUCAGUGCCUUAACAAAGAGUUUUACGUUUUUUCUCGGGAAAGUUAUUUUAUACAAGCGAUAGAAAAGUUUUCCCUGUGUUUGCAUAGCCUGAUAUAAACACUCGAGGCGUAGAGAGAAUUCUUGACAGUUAUGCAAACCCUCGACUUCGUUUCGGGUUUGCAUAACUGUCUGGAAUUCUGCCAACGCCUCUCGUGUAUAUAUCAGGCUAUGCAAACACGGAAAACGCUUUCUAUUGCUUAAGUUGAGAACAAGUGUUCAAAAGUCAGUCAGUACAAGACAGCAACAAAAUAAAGUUUUACGAACCGUCUUAAGGUAAACGAAUAUUUCUGUAAUACAUUGUAGGUACAUGAGAGCGUACCCGUCACUUUCUUGGCCGUAAGCAAUACAAAGACUAAGUGCGCUACUUCCGGUUCUCGAUAUCAUGAUCUAUCACACGCUCUCAUAAACCGUUUGACCGCAAGUCAAAAUAGUUCAUGAUAGUUGUUGAUGGUUUCACUGUUACAAAGUACGUUCAAACUUAUCAACUUAGAGGUUUUGUGAAUUAAGAAAGGACUUAUGAAAUGCAUUUUUUUUCUUAAAGGGUUGGGCAUAACUUACUAGUUGUAUUUUAAUUUACUUUCUUUAAAGGUGCUGCAAAGCGUGAGAGACCAAGACUCUAAAUCAGAGGAGAAGGUCCGGCAAGUACGUGGAGAUUACGAGAAAAAAAUAAGCCACUUGCAAGGAGAACUAAAAAAGAUGCAGGCUGCCAAGAAAGAACAUGCGAGACUUCUUCGACAAAAGGCACAAAACGAGCAGCAGCUGAGAACAUUUCAGAGUGAGCUGAGUGAAUUAAAGAAGACGAAAGUUCGUCUUAUGAAGCAGAUGAAGGAGGAAGCGACGAAGAGCAAACAGCAAGAGACUCAGAGGAAUAAAGAGAUCGCACAAUUGAAGAAGGAGUCGCGAUUAAGACAAAUGACUAUUAAAAAUUUGGAAAUGGAGAAACGGCAGAGGGAUAUUGUGCUGAAGAGAAAACAGGAAGAGGUAGAAAUUUAUUGUGCGUGCAGGCCUGUCAAUAAUUAGGGAACUUUAGCAAUGACGACGGCGACGGCAACCAGGACGUCAAAAAAGCAAUAGGUUUAUUACGCAAAACAACAACUUUGCAGGUGCAUCACGCUUUCUUGUACAUUUAUUUACUGUCCUUGCAUGACUACGACGUGAAAAUACCUAGUUGCGAGUUUUAUGGAGGACGUAAACAAUCGACGACGAAUCUCUUUUUCGCUCUCUAAACUUGAGUACGGUCCUUCAGAAAUCAACUCCAGGGAAAUUCGCCUACACUUGCCAUUUUCAACAAAUUGGAAUAAACGCGACAAAGAUUGGAAAAACGGGAAUUCAUUUCAAAACUGACGUUUUCGCUGCCGUUGCCGUCGUCGAUGCUAAAGCUCCCUAAUUUUUCUUUUUUGACAGGACAUACCGUAAACUGCCGCUUAUAAAUACUGGGCUUACACAACUUUGUAAGGGGUUUUAGGAGAGCUUAUAAAUGGAGGGGCUAGUAACGGGAAUAGGAAAAGCGCGUGGAAACAAGCCAUAGCAGUGCUGAUCAAAAUACGUUUUGCAUUUACUGAUUUGGAAUUAGGCUUCAAAACGUCGAAACAACUCGAAUUCAGAGGCGGGGGCAUAUAAUUAGAGCUAGAGGGGGCUUGUAUCCGGGGGGGGCUUAUCAUCUAAUGUAUUUUUUUUGUUUUUAGAUAGAUUGGCCUAUAACUGGCAGGCUUAAAAGUGAGGGGGGGGGGGGGGCUUAACGGCAGUUUACGGUAUGUCCAUGCAGGUGACCCUGAAGCCAAUCGGCUAAUUAUGAAUGCACUGCUCAUAUCUUUUACCGGAACUUCAGGAAAUAAAAAGGACCACACAAAAUGCUCCUCAUAACUGGUCAGCAACUCUCAUUUGGAAUGUUACAGGUUCUAAGGGCCUGGGGUAACCCGCCUGUCCAUGUAAUCUUUCAUAUGGUCACCCAACCUAUCAUUUAAACGCGAUCAAAUAAAAACGAGAGAUAGUGGAGUGGCGCGUUACCUCACCUACCUGGGGUCCCCCACCUCCAUGUAAACAGGCCCUAAUACAAGAUUUAAUCAUAGUUUAUGAAACAAAAUGAAGCAUACCGCAGGAAAGUACUGCUCAGUAGCUUUCAUUUUAAUGUCCCACCUUAGGAUUUCAUCCGCAGACUUGAAGUUAGAACCAUCUUGUAGAGCACAGUAAACAGUACCAGUAUAAAGUUCUUCUUAGUACCCUCCUUUUGAAUGGCCACAAAUUUCAUCCCCAUAUUCAAGAGGUAGAACCAACUUUUUCAUAAUAAACUGACCUUCCAGUAGCUCUCAUUUGAUGCUGGGUCUCAUUGCGGACGAUGGAGUUUCAAACCACUUCGGACCAGCAUGAAAUACUGCACAAUAGAUUUCAUUUGAAUGGUCACUGUUUAGAACCACCUGAAUUCUACUUAAUAAACUCGUCACAAAUAACUUUUCAGAACUGCUCAAUAGCUUCCGUUUCAGUGUCGUCACGUAAGAAUUUAAUCCACAAACUCCAAAGCGUGGAACUGCCCUGUACUUCGUAAUAAACAAUGUCAGAGAGAAGCGAACUUGACUUGCUAGGUAUGUACCUUUCAUUUGAAUGGUCGGUAUAAAAUUUUCUCAGAUCUAACGGCUGCCACCUCCAGUACGCGACGUAGUACAAGCAUUCAGAUUUUAAACACUCAUCUGAGGGGUAUAGUAAUUAGAAACUAUUACCAAAAAUUCUUACCUUUUAUAAUUGAAGAGCGAUCCUCGCUGUUACUCGUUUAAAAAUGCUCUCUGAUACAUUAGUUAGUAAACAAGCUGUAUGAUCAGAUGAAAUGAAAGUUCCAGUUUCCUGUUUCGCUCUUAAUAUUGAGAAUGCGUAACUUCAUAUUACGAAGAAAAAUUACCGUCGUCAUGUGUAAUUGCGAAGUACUGAUCUCUUUGAUAUCCCUUCCCUCCAAAAUCAUGAUAGUUCUUUCGGUUGUCCCAAUUAUCGUAUUGAAUUAUUUUGGAAAAAUUCCGUGCGAGCUUGCAUGUCUCUCAGAUAUAAGACAGUUCGGCUCUCGAUAUCCUUCAACAUACAAUUCAAACUGACAACGUCAUCAGUUUAAACUCCACAGAAUGAAUUUGUGUCAAAGAACAUACCUUAAUAUAUGGCUCUGUGUUGCCAGGAAAUAUAUUAUUUACGGCUAUGAUUGCAGAUGGCUUGGAUAAAAACAGGUUUGCUCUCGAAAACUUUUGCCUAAAUGUCAUCGUUGUCGAUAAAAAACCUGUUGAAAGUGGCAGUGGUUUCAUCUUCGUUUGUCAACCAACUUCAUGUCUUUCCUUCUAUGAUCUUGCCGUGAAGGUAGAGUCUAAUGGUCGAAAAAAAAACUUUAUUUGAAUUUCACUAUUUUACGUUUCCUACUGGAGACGGUACUGCCAUUUUACGUGAUCAUCUGCGAGCCACGCGAAGGGCUAGCCGUUUGCAGAGAAAAGGCGGUACCUUCUUUUCACAGUUAUUUUGAGACCCUGAGUAUUGUUCCGGCCUCGGGAGUCGAGCCCGCGACCUCCCGCUCUGCAGUCAAGCGCGCUACUGACUGAGCUAGCGGAUAAAUUUCACUUUGCCCACGAAUGUUUUUGGUGUAUGUUUACAAAUUUGCCAAUUUCAACACUCAAGAUAUUGGCAAGCUCUAUAUCUUUUUUGGCUGUUUUACCAGGAUUGCUAUAAACGUUAAGGUAAAUAUACCGUGAGCUGCAUUUGCGUCCCUUCGGCUUCGUUGGGUCGCGUGUUGUUUCUAUUUUAACACUUCUAAAGAACCAAACUUGGGAGCUAGGGUGAAGUGGAGGUGGGUUUCUAAACAUAAAUGGCAAUUACUAAUGUUCACUAAAUCAGUAACCCUGUGGUACUGUAAAAACUCGCGACUAAGAACCUGCGUUUUCCCAAGGUAGCCUAAAUAAGUUCUUACCUAAAUGUUAAUUGGCACGAAUUUAGGCUAUUCAGGUUCUUAUUAAUUGGGUUCUUAUUUACUGAAGGAAAAAAUACGUUGUAGCUAAGAGUAUUGAGUGGUCUUCAACUUAUUCCUUUCAUAAAAUCUGCAUACAAAUGCAUGACAGUUGGGGUAAUAAGGCACCUGUCUCCAAAGAGAAUUUUGAAUGUUGACUUAUCUUAUUUGCCCAAGUGUACAGAAUUGUUUUCAUAGAUUUUAGGAAAUUAGAACCUCUUUUAAAUUUUAGGCUAAACAGGUUUUUGUAUAGAGGAGGCCUAACUGGCAAAUUUUAGCAUAACAGGUCUUAAUAACCAGGUUCUUACUCGCGGAUUUUGAUUGUAAUGUCAAGUCUGCGAGGAGUAAGUACCUUUCCCAAUGUUUUCCACUGUUUACAAGUGCCUUCAAUUCCUGCUAAGAGAGCCAAUUCCUUUCCACAGGUAAAAGCCCUUAGACGUCAACAGAAACCUAUGUCUGGCAAGCUUGGGGAACAACGAAACCAAACGAUGUCGAGCACUCGAGAACUCAAUGGCACUGAAACAAGUUCACAUGAUUUCAACUAUAACACUUCGCGUGCUGUCACUUCAAGUACCUCGCUUAGCAGUUCAUCUUCAACUUCAAGAUUUUCUGGUGUAGCUGGUAGGCCAUCUGGACUUCCGGUCAAAUCGCCAAGAAAGAAGAAAACCAUGGAGCAGGCCUCUCGUAGCGCUAAGAAGAAAUGGGACGUUAUCGAUAAGAAGGUGAGAUAAUAUUUGAGUUCUCUUGUAUAUGAUAUCAGAGAUAAUAUUUCAAAUUUGUCAUGUAUAGCUGAUUCGAUAAAAGUUGCUGUUGGCAUUGGAAAUUGCUAAUUGGAGGGCCAUUGUUUGGUGGUCACUCCAACAAAUCAUUUAAGUGGGUUUCGUAUGUAAAAAUGCCCAAUUGCCUGUUACCAAUGCCCAAAGCAACCUUUAUUGAAUGAAUAUGUAUGGAUUAAUAAAUUGCACGCGUGUUUUCAAAAGCUGCAGAACGAGAAAUAUUGAUGCUAACCAAUCUUUUUUAAGGAAUGGCCCAUUUGAGUGUUCUUAGCCUCUUUUUCAAAGCGAGGUCUGGUACACAACCACUCAUCAACUUGCGCUGGAAUGAAAACGUCUAUUCAUAGAAAGGGUAGCGCCAGGACUCCCUUUGAAAAAGAGGCUUAAGAAAAUUUGACAUGGCCUGCUAUUCCCUGUUUUGUAAACACUGAAACCCCAAAAUAGAGAUUUAGGAAUCAGACUGUCCCAGUCUGAAAAUUACGGACCUUAAGAUCCGAGGACGGCGACGGCAGGGAAAACGUCGCAGAAAAAGUAAAUUCGCGUUCUUUCAAUCUUCAUCACGAUUAGUCCAAGUCACUAACUUUGACAAAUGUAGGCGAACCCUCCUAAAGUUGAAUUCCAAGGAACCAUAUCCAAGUUCGGAAAGAAAGAGGAAAUUUCGUCGUCGCUUGUGUACUUCCUCUGUACAUCGUGAAAAUAGGCAUUAUUUUUCACGUCGUAGUCGUGCAGUGACGGCAAAGAAAUGUACAAAAAAGCGUGAUGCACGUGCAAAAUUGUUGUUUUGCUAAUUAAACCUAUUGCUUUUGUGGCGUUCCCUUCGCCGUCGCCGUCGUCAGAUCUUAAGGUCCCUAAUUAUUUCAUUAUGGAAAGAAAAAUUUGCAGCAGGAUGAGUUAGAUUGUACUGAAACCAUCUACCUUGUUUACUUUGGACCUCUUCUAUCUUGUUGAGUUGGCUAGUCUAAGUGUAACAGCUGCGGGUUUCCUGACUUCUUUUGACUCAAAAUUUAACAAACCACCGUUUUUUUAAUUCUCAUUCCUCAGGUAACGUCAUUGAUACUCAAAAGACAGACUAUCGCAAAUAUGGAAUCUGACAUGGAUCGCUGGAUACAGGACCGCGAUCGUCUCAGCAAACAGUUAGAAAAGUGUCAGAUGAAAUAUAACAGUGCUGUGUCAUCCCAAAAGGUAUUUUUGAGCAUAUGAUAGUAGGAAUUCCUAUCUAACUCUCACUUCGCCUAUUCCGCCGGACGUUCAGGUAGUGGACAGUGGGUGAAACAGAGAGCGAAAAGAAAAAAAACAAACAAACAAACAACGACAACAACUAAACAGCAAAAGGAGCGGAAGAAAAAGAAAGGAGUUUCCCUCGCCCUCUUGCCGUAUUCCCCUAGCAGUUUUUUCCUGCUCACUUCUCUGUCCCGUUCCCCGCUCUCUGGUCGCCUGAAAAGGGCUAGAUCGCACCAGUCCUUGUCACUGACUCAGAUGACUGUUUCGUGUGCCCAACUAUGGCGUUUACCAUUUCGGCUUGUUACACAAUCCUUCCUCGCGUUCUUUAAAGAAAACUACGUGAGGAGCAACAGAUUUGUAUUUUUUUUUAUUAAAUGUACCUGUCGGCAAAAACGUUCCUCUGAUUUAAUACUUUUUCUGUAAAACGUUCACAGGAAGAAGGCAGUGUACAGGAGAUCAAGGAACAGCUAGAGGCUCUGACAGCACACAUGGAUUACGUGCAAGAAAAUAUCACAGACUGUCAAACAAGUAUCAUGGAAAUGGAGGUACAAAAGUUUACUCUUUAGAGCUUUUAGGGGAGGACAGAUAAGAAAUAUGCAAAAGCGCGUGACAUAAGUCUCCUGUUUCACGGAGGGUUCUUGGAUAUGUCCUUCGCUGCCCGUAAGGCGUAACCAGGCCCGGGCCGCACAGUAAUUAGUAAUCCUCACAGUUUGCUCGCAGUCUGUUUUCACUAAUAGUCCUAAAGGUACUUUUUUCCUCCACGCUUACAAGAUUCAAGCUUGGGAAUGCAACCGCCUCUCAUCGCUCGCUGUCGCUGGCACGUUUCGGGAGACGUUCCCAGCGACUGGGAGCGAUAUGAGGUGGCUGUAUAUUCAAGCUAACAGGAUAACAAAUGACGGAAAACUCUUACCACUAUGUAGUCAUCUUUCCUUGCCUCAAUGAUAAUGGCAUAACUUUUAAAUGUUGGCUGUUGUUUUCAAAUUUCAGUUCUUUUCCACUCUAGCUACCCACUGACAAAGACUUGUAGCGACAGUUUUUAACGAGUUUAACAGUUGUUAUCUCCUAUCUUUUUUGUCUGCAACUGUGACUCACAAGCGACGAAUGAUAAUCCCUGAAAAAAGGUAACAUUUAAUAGGCAAGUAAAUUCACGCUCGUUUAUUUGUAGGAACAAGGUGGAGAUACUGCUGAGAUUGGAGAAUUUUUCGCGACAUGUACACUGUCCGAAGCUCGUAUUCUUCUGGAACAUUUCCUAACCAAAGUUAUAUCUCUGGUGAGAAACAAAUCCUUGUUAGAUUGCUUUUAAGAGGACGUCGUUAAGCAGAGGCUUUGACGUUUAAUUUACUUGAGACAAUCUUAAAGUGUGAUCAUUCAUAGUCUGUAAUGCAGGCGCAUUUUUGCAGUGUGUUUUGGGGAGAAAAGGGAAGAGUGCAAAACAGUCCGUUUUUUUCUCGAAAUCGGUCUUUCAAGGCGCGAAACGCCGGCGCGAGCACUUUCACUUGACCGCUCGCGCGUGUUCUUGACCUACCCAAACAUACGGGCUGUUUUGUAGUGUAGGGCGAAGGCUGCUUGUUUAUGUCCACAGUGGAGUGGUACAUGUGACCAUCUUUGAUUUUACUACUGAGGAAGAUUGAGAAGAGUAGAAAUAGCAACCCUUGGGGUAGGUGCUCGGGUGGAAGAAAAAGGCGUUGCAGGGGGAGGUGGAGAGGGGAAGAAAAUACUCGCCCAACCCCUCGACUGUUUUGAAAUGCAGCAUAACCGGGUGAAAAAAAAUCACUCCCCUUUCUAAUUUUAACUACUGUUGUUUUUCUUUUUUGAUAAUCGCUUACCUUGUAUUAACGCUAUCCUUUCUUUCAGGGCCACGAAGCUUCCUCUAAAGAAGCGUCAGCGAAAGAAGUGGAAGCGAGGUUGAAUGCGAUGAAGCAACACAAUGAGCUUCAACAGGAAUUACUUCAACACGUGCUGCAAUAUCAUGACAGCUUCAGCAGUAUCGAAAAUCUUGCAGCCGCGGCUGUUGGAACGGACUCUGAAAUCAGUGGUUCAGAACUGAGGGAUCGAUUGAGAGGAUCGCUGGUAGGAAAUCCGCGAAGUUAUAUAUAAUAUGAGUGCAGUGGAGUGUUUGUUAAGGCAACAUUUCGGGAAGAAAACAUGCUGUAACUUAACGAGGGAUAUCCUGUAUAUCUUUAGAAUUAAUCUUUUGUUGCUAUAAUGCUUUUAUCCCAGCCUGUCUGAUAGCAGGUGUCAUUAUUUGUGGAUACAAUAAAACGAUUGUGCGAUAUAAGCUAACUAAACGAGGUCCACUGUUAGGCUCAUAUACAUUUAUUUCUAAUUAUAUCAGUCUCUUUAAGACAUUUAUAAGUGUUUAAUUUUUUUUUUCGCUAUUGUCAGAUCCAUACAAAAUAACAUUGCAAUAGACCUUAUUCACGAUACCCACCGUCUUUGCACGCGCUUAAUGACUGAUGUCAAGUGGUUUCUCAAGGGGCAAACAAGUGAAAACACUUGCCAAUGGAAGAAAUCGCGGUCGAAUUUAUUCUAAACACCAGAAAUGAAAAACUUUUCAUCUUAAAACCAUAAUGGGAAAUUAUGGUGAAAGUGAUCAUUUUUACUUUUUUUAGACGUCGUAGCGACCGUAGAUGUCCUUACAGCAAGCAAUAAUGACGUAAAUUUUGUCGAAACUCGAGCUGUACAUUUUGCGCAACUACUAAAUCGUCAUCUUGUUUUAAUACAGUAAACAAACGCGACCGAAAUAACUCGUUUUGGCAAAUUUUAUCGUUUUCCCCGUGAAAUAGCACGAGACAUUACUUUUAUCCAAUCGAUCCUAGAGCGCGUGCAAAGAUGGCGGGUAUCGUGAAUUUUAUUUAUUUAUUUAUUUAUUUUUUCCAGUCACCAAACUAUCUAAUUUAUCUGAAUCGUUUCUCAUUAUUGGCCCAUUUAUUUUUUUCCAUUACCUCUGUAUCAAAUUUCCAACUGCAACUCGUCUAUACUAUUUGAAUUGUAGCGACUUUCCGAUUCUUCAUUAAAUCCCCUGAAGAAGGACGGCUUGUCCGUCCGAAAUAUCGGGAAACCUUAAGUCGCUUUUCUCUUUGCUGUUUUGUUAUUUAUGUCUAUAUUUUCGUGAAUGUGGUCUAUUUGAUCGUAGAAAGAGCGGGCCGCCCUCUGUGUGAGGCAAUUUUCUAGUCGCGCACGUUUUUAAGCACCUGCGUCGAGAGGCGCUGGGUAAAUCUUUGCGCACAAUACACUACUUAUAAAUACCUUCAAUUUUUUUUUGCUCACUAUGUAGACCAGUUUGAAUUCACUAAACUCACUCAAGGAUGAUGCGGGAACACUCUCCAGGUAUGGUGUAUUAUUGAAGACGGAGUUAUCAGAGAGUUUAAGCUUCACGCAUACGGCAAAUGGCAAACGUCAGAUUCAAAUUGAGACUUCUCAAAAUAGAAAAUGAGUGGACAAAAACAACUCAAUACAAUUCUUAUGGAUAAAAAAUUGCGUGAAACUACUAAUUUAUGUACCCUCUGACGUCACAGAUUUUGCAGUGUUGCCCGCUCAGAGACUUUUGGCGGGAAACAAUUUUUUGUCAUAUGUCAUGUGAUCUCGAAGUGACUAAUGAGAGCGUGCGCUGUUGUGGAAAAUAUCCCUGCUAUAUAACAAAACCAUUUAUGUAUCCUCACAGAAGUUCCAGUGGUAAUACAUUAAAAGAUUCCAGUGAGGAAGGGCAGCCACAGCCUCCAACCAAACCCAAAGACAAGGUAAGUGCUCUUUUAGCUUUUAUCGCCCGACCUGAGCAGCAGCUCAUCCCUGGGGGGUAGGGGAAAGGAAAUUUCAAAGGACGAAGCGGGAAAGGGAGAGAGAAAGGGGAGAAGUUUCUCUUUCCUCGCUGUCUCCCCUUUUGGCAAUUCUAUUUCCAUUUUCCCCCAGAAAUGCCAGGCACUUUGGCUAUUAGGAAGCUUAAAGAAGCACGAUGACGACGACAAUGAUAACGUAAAAAAAAACAAACAAGCAAACAAUUGGUUUUAUGGUAAAACGACGUGCAUCACGCUUUUUAGUACUUUCCUUUGACGUCCACUGCAACGACGGGACGUUUUAUGGAGGACGCGAACAUGCAACGACGAAUUCUCCUUCUCAACCUGGAUACAACAACAAGAAGAGCAACCAACCAACCAUUUUAUUUUGGCAAGUUAAAACAUUUACAAUAACGGCAUUAAUUAAAAUAGAUCAGGCAUUAUAAAGUUACAGUCCUUAAGAAUUGAAAGGCAGGAAAAAUCGUCCACAUUUGGCUAAUUGAGCUUGUCUAAAUAGGUGCGGUAAAGUUUGAAACAAUGUAAAUUCAUAUUUUAGCGAUGUUUUCACGACCGUUGUCGUCAUCUUUGCUUAAGCUCCAUAUUAUCGCUCGGAGUUCGAACAUGGUAAAAGUGUCGGCGGAGGAUAGACUGGGCUGUAAAUGUCAACCUCUUACGCUUAAAGUUUUUGUUGUGUUCUUAAGCGCUUUCUUUGACAAUUCUCUCACCAAGAAACCUCGUCCUCAUUAAGUUAGUUGUGAAAAACUUCAAUUAGAAUCCGACUCAGGAAACAUUUUUUGUUUCUUUACUUUUGUUCGUAUGUUUACGUGUCCUCGCAGGGCAUAGACGCUGUAAAGAGUUUAAAAGAGAAUGUAUCGUCCUUUAUGGCUGCCCAUGCUUCAGCAUAGUGACUCGAAUUUUAGAAUCUGCUUUAUGUUUUUGUAGGCACGUCGUCGCACUGGUACACAGGAAGAGUUCUUAUACCCGGAUAGAAUCAAAACCAGGCGACCGCCUCUGCUUGACACAGUCGGGGACGAGGAAGAUGGUGUUACAACGCCAAAUCGUUCACUAGUACCUGCACUUCCGGUUGCCGGGGAGCCCAAGGGUGCUCGUCAGAUAUCCCCGGAACUCAUGCAGAAACUAUUGGAGUUAGAGAAAUCUCGCAAGACUCAGAGUUGCGAAUCUCUCAUGCUGCCUCCUCCUGUACCCCAAGGCACACAGAGUCAAAGUCAGGGGGGACCUGUCAAGUCAUCCCGGUCCAACUCUCUCGUUGAUAGCUCUACAGUGGCGCUUCCUGCCUCAUUAGUUCGCGGUAACAUUAAAUCAAAGUCGGCCAGAAGUUUUCCUGGCAGCAAAUACGGGAACUCGGUCGUGAAUAUGCCUAGGUCCCAGCCCACCUCGCCUGCUCUGCAGAGGAAGUCAUUGCCAGAUAGGCCUGGGGCGGGGUAAGUUAAAAUGUUAUUGUUGUAACGUUUCCAUUUUAACGAAAGGUAAUGGUGGAGUCUUAACACGACCGUGCAGCAAGACCUUGAAAUAACAGAAGGUCACUUUCAACGUGGACUUGUUAAAGUGCUUUCAGAUUAAAAUUCGAUACCCUCAUACAUUGUUAGCUAUCCCCAUAACACUUUUUGUUUAUUCAUGCCAAUUUGGGUUGGACGACUCGUUUUUCUACCAUAGAAGUGAGUAGAUUUUUCUCAACAGCGCUCUUAACACGUGUUUACGAGUAUGAAAUUGCAAUUUAGAGCUAAUAGCAUCCCUGAACUACUCUUUCCUGUUGCUGACUAGCAAAUAAUUAAACAUCGGGAAUAGGAUUGGUGCGGCAACGGUUAUGUAAUAAUACAAGACAAACGAAGUUAAUUCGCAAUUAUCUCGUACUUGUAGUCAAAUAUAGAGAUCCCAGUCUUAUUACUUGGCUAACCGACAAUAUUAACUCUGACUGAUUCUUGUAUCCCCAGAUUAGCUAUGUGAAAUGAGAAUGAGAUACAUUUACUCCCAACCUGUAUUUACUCAACUCUUGAUCAACAACACUCUAGUGAUGACGCUAUACAAUCUUUCGCCAGAGUCUCUAAUUCUAAAGUAAAGUUACUGUUUUACUAGUCUACAGGUUUUCUUAUGGACAUUUUUCUCCAUUCUGCUAGGGUUGAUGACAGCGCUGUUUUGCAGAAGACCUCCGAUGAUGUGUUCGCUCGGUUGACAAGCAGCCUCGCUCAGGAGUCCGACCCAGACAUGUAAGUACAUACACUGUCAAGGUCACGCAAAUCUCGCAAGAGGAAAAUGACUUUCAGCAAUAGUCAGUGCGUGUCGUUCAUUGGUAAGUCUUUUAGCACGACUGACGAAUGUCCUAUUUUUUCCGCAAUUCAGUUGUAGUUGACCGAAUGAAAAAAAUGUCAUUCUUGUCUAUUUUUUCCUUGUUUUGCCAUCAGGUUUUCUCUACGAAAUUGUAGGCGAGCGGGAUUUCUGUUUCUAAUCUUAAGUGUGGGCAGAUACUCUUCGCACGAGCGAGAGCUCAGCUGUUUUUGUGGCUGCCGUUUUUGAAAGCAGUGUUAGAUUUGUUGGAAAGUUCAAAAACGUUGACGACAAAAACCUCCCUUAACCACCCCCGCACCUUCGCCCCUACCUUCCUACCUCCUAGUCUCUUUUGAAUCGCACACACCAAGUUUCGUCUUGAACAUGAACGAAUUAAUUAUUACGCUCGCGGGCCCCAAGAAAACGCUUUCAGUGUGGGUUACUCUGUUCUUGAAAUGUUGUGAUGGUUAAAAACAAUUGCGUCAAAAGAAUAUUAUCAUAGGGUUAAUACAAAACGUUUCUUUUCUCUCUGUGUAGUGGUCGAAUGCUCCCACUUCGCCCGCCUGCGGGGAAACCUGCUUCCCUGGUUUGUACUUACGCCGCGACGGGUCACAACAGCGCGGUACUGUCUCUCGACGUCACGGAAGACUUAAUGUUUACCGGAUCUAAAGGUGAAUUUAUUGUAUUCACAAUUGGCACUUCUAAAGGGGUAUUACCACAACUAAAUUACUCCAAAAAAAGACUUAAUUUGCUUUGUGUUGUAUCGAAAAACAAAUACAUGUGGUGUAAUUUAAAGGCAUUGCUUCAGAGGAUUCUUUUGAAUGGUCAAACCAUGGCAUUUGGUGCACAAACGUGAAAGUUAGAAAUAUGUGACAUGUUUCUGUAUAAGGAGUUUGUAAGGAUUUCAAAGGUGUUCUUGACGAUACUGACUUAAACUGACACUGUUUCACAGACCGCACUGUUAAAGUCUGGGAUCUUAACACAGGCGAGGAGACACUGUCUUGUGCUGGUCACAAAAGAGACGUGGUAGCCGUGAGAUACUGUCAUAAAACACAGCGUAUAUUUGGAGCGUCACAGAACGUUAUCAAGGUAAAGACUGAGUAUUUGCCGAGUGCCUCGUUAGUUGCAAGCGCCUGAGAAAUAUAGGGCGCAAAUAUGAAGCUUACCGCAAGAAACGAGGACGCACGCGUGUCCUCGUGUCUUGACCGCGAAGGCUAGCUAUUGCUUAUCUGAUUGUUUUUAGUUAUACUAAUUCAGAGUUUAUUGUCUUAAACGUUUAUAACAUAAAACUGCAAAUGAAAUUAUUUCACAACUGUUACGAUUUUUCUCUACUGAAAGAGGAAAACAAACGAAAAAACUGAACUGGGAUGUAUGCAACGUGGGUAUUUAAGUUGACAGCGAUUUUCACUAGAUGUUUCGACUCUCAAAGUUUUCUGAAGUCGUCAGUGCUAGAGCUAGACUUUUUUUUGCAAAUGUUUUUCAGUAGUCUUGAGUAUUUUUCAUCAUUUCCCCAGACACUUCGCCCAUAUUUUUCUUCGUUUGGCUCUUCAGUUUUAAUACAUAGAACGAUAUUGGGGAGAAAAGAACUCAGAAAAAGUUUUCCAAGUUCCACAUGGGCAUUGAACCUACCACCUUCCAGACAUCAGCUCAAUUCUUUAACCACUGAGCUACUGAGAACUCUAGUGUUGAGUAGCUCGUUUGUUGGCUGACAUAGCGACCACAUCUUUCAAUCACACAUGAGUCUUUGACUAAGUCGGAUUAGUAUAAGAUUCUAGAAACUGCCUACCUACUCCUCCCCUAAGCCAACAUUUUGCCCUAAUUGAAAAGUUAGUUAUAACAUUGGGUUAGGGGAGGGUAGGUCGACAGUUUUGCAGAAUCGUGGGAUCAGUGUAAGAUUGUAAGAAACCCUCCCAUCUACCCCUCCCCUAACCCAACAUUUUGCCCGUAGUAAGCAGUUGGUGAUGUUGGGUCAGGGGAGGGGUAGAUGGGCUGUUGCCAAACAGGAUCUUACACUGAUCCGCUGACUCCUAUUGGUCGUUCUAGGUGUGGGACAUUAGGGAUGGUAAGUGCAUCAAGAGCCUUACGCCACCAGGCUCCUCUCUGGGUACCUUUUUGUCCAGUAUGACGUCAGAGACUCAGAUUAACGACCUGAAGCUUUCUGCUGAUGGUUCACUGCUUUACGCUGCCAUGGGAACCACCGUCAGAAUGUGGGACUUAGAAAGGUGAGUCACCUGAGGCCCGUUCUCGAAGUUCCUGUAACUUUUUGUUCGCGAAGCCAAAUAUUAAAAAUCCAAGUCUGAGAAUAAAAGCGCUAUCCGUAGACGACAAACCAGUCAAUCUUGUUUUGUUAACUGAUAGUUUAUUAAGUUAUCUCCAAAACUAUUGAAACUUCGACAUUAAAUAUAAAUAAAACAGCUGUCUGGCCCGGUAAUUGACCAACGCUUAAUAUGCAGCUUUUGCAACAAACGCCAAAGAAGCGCAACAGGUUUAAUAAGCAGAGCAAGAAUUCUGGCCUUUUGGUACACUUUUCUGCCGUCACUGCACAACUGUGACGAGAGAUUUUCUUAUGCGACCUAAUCCCAAGGCACGACAACGAAUUUUUCUUAUUCGCCUUUUUGGACCUGAUCACGGCUCUUAGAUAUUCACUUUCAAAAGAAUUCCUUUAAGUGUGAUAAAUUGAGAGAUCGAAAAGUCGCAAUGAAGUUCGAAAGAACGCAAAUGCACUUUGCAAAAGACUUUUUCGCUGCCUUUGCCGUAGUGAGAAGUCCCUAUUGACGGAGCGCCGUGGCAGAAGUCAGUGUUUUUAAUCGUUCUUUAUUUUCGCUUCCAUUAAAUUGUAUUUCACUCGAGUUUAUAUAUAUUUUUUUAUCAGUUAUGCUAUGACUGGAAAGCUUGGUGGCCACGCUGGUCCUGUUAUGACGGUGCUGCUCAGAGAAACUAAUAAAGAAUCCCUCGUGUUUACGGGCUCACGUGAUCAUUACGUCAAGGUGAGAGAGUUUAUGGACCCCCGUAAUAAAGCUACAAAAAUAUACCACGUACCAUGUCCGAGGGAUAGGACCAUUAUGAUCCGUCGAAAAUGUGUUAUUUUGAGCUUAUUCUCAUAAGUUAUUCUACAGUGGUUGUUCAAUGGCGUGAAUUUAAGUAACCAAAUAAGGACUUUCAGUUUUUCUCGGCAUUUUCUGCUUUUCUUUUAAGGAGUGUUUGAAAUAUGUUCUUUGGAGAGAAAUAGAGAAUAUUACACGGUGGCGAGAAGCGCGAACGAGUGAGAUAUUAGAGAGUUUUAGAUCCGAGUUUACCGCGAACCUCUAACCGCGGUUUGCCGUUACCCGUUUGCGGUUCAACGUUCAAACAUAAUUCGAUUUAGAUUGGUGGUGGAUUUUAGAAGUGGAUUCUGCUUUAUUUUUCCACUUAGAAAUAGAAGAAAAAUCAGUCAGUGAAAAUAAAAGAAAUUUACGGUAACACUGGGUUAUCUAGCAGCAAAGAGCUGUAAAUUCUUACAUUAGUUCUUCUUGCAAUUUUACGGCCGCCAUCCUGAACCAGCAACCAUGAAUGGCACUUGUUUCCAAGAUCCAAUAGGAUUUAUCAAAUUUAGCAUUUCGCCUGUACUUUGUGCCUUUGUUAAUGGAUAAAGACUUGCUCCACAAGAUUUUUGUAUCAUUACGUGGGAUAAAACAAGAUUUAUACGCUAAAAUCUUUCAGGUAAAUGACAUACGUGAAAACCUAUCUCCCCACGUUGAAAACGCACGUCGUAAACCUCAAACGUGACGCGAAAGACUUGUCACGUGACCUCCAGCGGUUAGAGGUUUGCGGUAAACUCGGAUCUAAAACUCUCUAUUGCUCUUGCACGAGAACAUAAAAUUCAUAUCUUCGAGCUAACGUGUAAUAUUCUUUUUAUUAUAUAAACAUACUGAUGACGGCGUUUUUGAUGAUUUUCCGAAGAUUUCCAACCACCUUCCGAAGAUUUUUCAAAUUGUCCCGAAGACCAGACGAACGUUACCGAACACUUUCCGAGAAUUUCCGAAAAUGUCCGAAGAUUUCCGAAGAUUGCCGAGCACUUUCGAGGAAGACCCGAAGAUGUUUCGAUGAUACACCAACGAAUUUAAGUACAAUUUAAGAGACAAACCUGAUGUCAGUGAAAUUCGAUAUCUUUACAUGUAAAAAUAUCGUAUUUUUACGUGUUCAGAUACCACAUUUCUCGGUGGUAGAAAUCCUUGUAAAACACUGCAGUUUAUAUGAUAAAUAUUGAUAACUGAUAUGUCUUGUGUGUGUGUUACAGAUAUUUGAACUGAAUGGCUCUAAUGUCGGCGUACAGGUUAGUAGAAUUUCGUCUUUACUGUAUGGAAUCUGUAUUAGAGUCGAUAAUGUCCGUGGUCCUUGACUGGUGUUUAACAGAGUCUUGACAUACACUUUUGAAGUGACUCGUGGAUACGUACCCUUGUCUUACUUUAUGGUUCACGUGCGUAAGAGACUUUACACAGAAUUGUUAAAUCCAAGCAAUUUAACAACGUGAUACAUUACUUGAAAUAUAUCUCGUACAGUAUCGCAAUUGAAGGAAGUUGAUCUGGGGGUGGGGGUUGGGAUGAUAGGCUUAAAAGAGGUUGCUACUAAAUAGAAGAAAUGCAGUAACCCUGAUAAUCGACUUAGGUGUUGCCUUUGUGCAUCUCUCGUGGUUUGGUGGAUUAAGUUCCUCUUCCUUAUCGUGAUCGCUUACUUGUAGAAGUCAAAAAGGAAAUCUCGAUUGGGAUGAUAAAAAUCUUUUAGAAACGGACACGUGCAGCGAUGUUGCUCCGCGAAAUGUUACGUCGUAUGUCUGGUUAUCUUUUGUAAAAUUCAGUUGAUCAUACAUUGCGUGUAACUGGCGCCGCGACAAAAGUUUUUUGUGGGGUGGGGUGGGGAGAUAGGGGUUUGACGUGGCGGUCACCCGGCUGAAUAAACUUCUUGCGAGCCUAAAGAAAACGCAAGCAUUGCAAGCUAAAUUGACCUCAUCAUCAUGUUUCUUGCAGUCUGCCAAGAGCAAGCUGGAGCCACCUCACUAUGAUGGAGUCCAAUCGUUGGCUCUUAAAGGAAAAUAUCUAUUUAGCGGGUCACGCGAUAAUAGUAUUAAAAAAUGGAAUACUGAAACUCAACAGCUUGUACAGGUGAGUUUGGCACUUGUUAAAAUCUUAGAUGGGUGGUUCGCGUGCAUAGGAUUGAUAAUAACCGACUAACAAAGAAGCUGUUAUACUCUCAGCUCUGGGUGGGGGAGGUCUAGAUUAAGGUUCAAAGAUGUUGUUAAGAGAAACAUGAAAUAGAGCUAAAUUGAUCUUAACCCGAUGGCUGGAGAGUGCCAACAAUGGAGGAGACUAAUAAUUAUUAAACUCUGCUUAACCCUACAACAGUCUUAGUCGAAUCGACUGACUGCAGUGGUGAUGAUGAUGAUGAACGCUGAACAUUCCAAAAGUGCGGCGAAAAUAAGUAAUUCUUACUGACUAAAUGACAUAAACUUUCUUAGCUUAAGGACGUUUCUCUAUCGCCGUUUGUCGCAAGUAGCCUAUAAACAUCAAGAAUGACAUCUGCGCAGUUAGUUUUAGUUAGGUGUUAGGGUAAAGUCUUCUCUAUCACGUGACGAUUUGUUUUGGUUCCUUUUUAGCACAUGACCGGAGCUCAUAAGGACUGGGUGUGUGCGUUAGAUUUCUUGCGUCCGCAAAACGUGCUGCUCAGCGGCUGUCGUGGUGGCAUGCUCAAGCUGUGGCGAGUGGAGAAUGGGUCUCCUGUGUGUAAGUAAACUGUUUCCAGCAUUUUUAUUUUUUUUCUUGGCAGGGGUGCGGGGGAUGGGGGUUGGGUGGGGUGGGUGGGUAAGUACUCUAUUCUUUUUCUUCCCUUUUAUUUUAGGAUCACACGUUUUUAGAACGAUAAAUAAUAAAGUUCCUUUUCUAAAUUUGGAAUAUACAGUUGUUGCGGUUUUGUGAGCUGGAUCUCCUUUUCGGUAAUCCCGGAUUCGACUUCUCAACCAUGCUUUUGCCCACUGCUAUUUGGGACUUUAAAUCAUGUUAUGUGUCACUUGCUUUAAUACUUGUCCAUGAUUUACAUUGAGUCGAGUGUCUAUAAACAAGCUGCAGGGGUUUCAAUAAGCACCGAAGGCCGACGAAACGCGUCGGUUACUUUGCUCAUAGAAGUCAGCUACUUUUUUCUAGAAAGAAGAAGCAACUAGUUUGAAAAACGUUGUAAAAAAAAGUGUGUCAUAAAAUCUGAAUGAAAACGUAAUUAUGACAUGUUUUCAUAGGGGCCCACUGGUUUUACGUUAUGCUUUAGUCAUGUGAACGCUAUAUUUCAGUCAAUUUUCACAAGUUUCUUUUUAUUGAUUUACGCAGAAUUUGUUAAUGUACAAAAGUACGUAAUUUAGUUUUCAUCAUUUGUUCUUUGCUUGUAGGAAUUAAUUGUGACUGAUUAUUCAAAAGCUGAAUGAAAGCUACAUUUUCUUGAAUGAAAUACACGCUCCUUUGUUCUCAAUUUAGUCCCCAGAACACUGAAAACCGCAUUAUAGGGCUUUGAAAUUUCAGAAUUUUCUGGGGAAACACGUCCCCAAACCCCCCUUAGAAAAAAGGGGACUAACGGCCACUUGUUGAUAGCCAGAGUCGGUUACUCUAUUCAAACCUGUUGGCUACUUCAAUUUUUAUUGAAACCGCUGUCAAGCUAGAUUAACUAAUACACUCUCAAUAUACGAAGGGUAAUGCAUUAUUAUUAUUAUUAUUAUUAUUAUUAUUAUCAUUAAUAUUUAUGUAAUAUAGUCUUCUUUCGGGGUGACACGGAAGAUUUUAAAAUCAAAUGUGGAAUUUUAGUUUGAUUCGAAUCAGAUUUGAGAGUUAAUUAUAGACCUUUCAUUUUCAGGUGAAAUAAAAGCGCACAGACAUCCUAUCAACGCUAUAUGUACGAAUUCGUCUUGCGUAUUCACAGCAUCAAGGUAAGAAAACUAUUUAGAUUUCUUGUUAUGAAUUUGAUUUUCAGCAGCAUGGAAAACUUUGUUUACUGUCAACUUUUUUCUGUGUUUCAGCGACCGGUUGGUUCGCCUGUGGCGCGUAACAGGAACACUAGAAGAGCAACUGAAUGAUUUAGAUCGCUCUGUGGACGUGUAGUGCUGUCUAGAGUGAAUUUAUCUUAGAAUAAUAUAUGAAAUGAAUUUUUUGCUAUUUUCAGUAGAACACUGCAAUUUGUAAAUAAGAUGUAUAUGCUUGUCACACGUCAAAUUGAAUUACUACACUUGGCUACAUAUGAAUUUCUG